Messenger RNA from Setaria italica (foxtail millet), 945 nucleotides. RefSeq lists its product as uncharacterized. The transcript is spliced from 2 exons. Bases 1 to 945 code for a protein of 314 amino acids. NCBI's taxonomy places the organism in Eukaryota, Viridiplantae, Streptophyta, Magnoliopsida, Poales, Poaceae. The record is from RefSeq and is a predicted model, not a curated record.
AUGGAUUUAUCUGAGAGCUCAACAACAAUAAUCCGUGGCAGGGGAAAGAAUAAAAGGAAGUGGACUGUUGCCGAGGAUGAUGAAUUGGUUAAAGCCUUGUAUGAGAUAUCUUUGGACCCAAGGUGGAAGGGCGAGGGAGGCUUUAAGAAUGGAUAUUGUUCAGUGCUUGAGACUCAUCUGGCUGAAAAGUUACCUAACUGUGGAAUAUCUGCUGUUCCCCACAUUGAGUCAAGAGUAAGGCACUUUAGAACAAAGUUCGGGGCACUGGAGGUAAUGCUUAACAAAAGUGGCUUCAACUGGGAUGAGAAUAGAAAGAUGCUUCAAUGUGAAAAAACACAAUAUGAAGCACAUUGUAAGUAUCAUCCUGAAGCGAAGGGCCUAUAUGGUGUUGCUUUCCCUUAUUAUGAUUCAUUGGCUGCCGUAUAUGGGAGUGACAUAGCUACUGGUGAAGGUGCAGAAGGGCUUAGCGAAGCAGUUGAAAAUAUAGAGAAAGAACUUGCAGUUGAAGGUGGUAACCAUCAAGAGGAGGAGGAUAGAAUGUCUAGAGAAACCCCUAGACGCUCUACUGACUCAGCUUCAUCAAGCUUGAAGAGGCGGAAGACAGAUAGGAAGGGAAAGGAUCAUGUAUCUGCAACAUCAAGUGACCCUAUUUUGGACAUGUUACAUGAAGUUCAAGGUGAUCUAAAGGGUGUGUCUACAAAUAUUGGGAAAAUGGCAGCAGUGAUGGAACGUGAGGUCGCUGUUCAAGAGAAAAAUUCUAAAGAGGAUCAUCAACAGAAGUUAAGAGAAAAGGCUACAGCAGAGCUGCGCAAGCUUGGGUUCACAGGGAGCGAACAAGUCAAAGCUGCUAGUGUGUUUGUGAGAAUUCCAGAUCAAAUGAGCAUGCUGUUAACGUUGGAUGAGACACUGAGGAGAGAAUUUAUCCUAAACAUGCUUGGUAUGUGA